AUGUUAGCGUUAGUUAGUAAAGUGGUACGAGUGGUGAUGGAGAGCUGGAAGGAGUUCUGUUCGGAGACCAGCCUCCACGGGUUCAACCACAUCACGGCUGAGAGGAGGCACUGGAGCGAGAGGUUGUUGUGGGUCUGCUUCAUAGCGGCGUCAGUGUGGCUGGUGCUGGACAUAUCGAUGGGCCAGUGGCAGAGGUACGACGAGAACCCCACCAUCGUCACUCUGGAGAAGGACUUCAGAACCUGGAGGAUCCAUAUGCCGGCCGUCACUGCUUGCUUGAAGAACAAAGUGGAUGUAAAGAAACUUCCGAAUGCAAUCAAAUCUCGUUGGAAUGUUGAAGCUGGCCAUCCCAAGUACUUGUAUUACAGUCGUUUCGUGAGCGCCGUCGCCAGCUCUACUCUGGAGAACCUCACGUUGUUUGAACAGUUCGACGAUGACCCAACACUGAACGUGGACUUGUUCAGACUCGCCGUUGACGUGAUGGAAGACAGCAACAUCAAAGUGAGUAACGGAGAGAAAAUAAAAGCGAUCUGGACCCCGGUGAUGACGGAGCUCGGAGUGUGUCACACACUCAACUCAGUGGCCACCGCUGAUAUAGAGAUCUUCAAGUCCAACGUGAGCCAUACUAAAGACAAUCCGAUGACUUGUCAAGCGGACACCAACGGCUGCUUCCUGUAUCUGGAGUGUGCUGCAGAGAUACACUACUAUCUCCACUCUCCGUACGAUGUGGUCGACUACACUGAAGCACACACCACCACCUCCCCCCCACUCAUCACACACGUGGACGUGACCACCACCGAGAUAGGAGUGGGUCCAGGAGUGAGGGACCUGCUGCCGAGGAGACGACAGUGUCUGUUCACUGAUGAACCCACCGCAGGCUACAGACAGGUAUACAGCACACACUCCUGCAGACAGGACUGUAGGAGACGCCUGGCGAUGGAGCUGUGCGGGUGUCAACCGUUCUACUACUUCUAUGUUGCUGGCCCGACCUGUACAGUGAGCGGCAUGCGUUGCCUGUCUGUACAUCAGCAUCGUCUGUUCACUCUGGAGGGCCAGCGUUGUUCCUGCAGCCAGCACUGUGUGGACGCCGUGUUCAAGGAGGCCCUGGAGAAGAUUGAGAACAUGACGGGAGGUCCGUUCGGGCUCCGAGGGUCCGUCCACUACACCCUGGAGCAGCCUCGCGAGAGAUACGUCAGAUACAUCGUGUUCUACUUCCAGGACCUCGUGGGUGAGUGGCAGCUUCUCUGUACAACAACACCCUGUACGCGUGUCACAGUGUCAGUCAGUCACUCAUCUAUUCCUUAUGCUCCUUUCUGUAUUGUUCUGUGUCGUCAAGUGUCAUUCGGCGGCGCGGCUGGUCUGUUCCUGGGAGCCAGCUUCAUCAGCUUCGUGGAGGUCGGCUACUUCCUCGUCGAGAGACUCGCGAGGUCGUCUCCAACACACACCGUGACGGAUGUGAAGAGAUUCAACGCUCCGUACGAGGCUCGCAUCACAGAACUCACAGAUAUCAUACAGAAACACUUUAGAUAA
This is a messenger RNA of Danaus chrysippus (African queen), 1530 nucleotides long. The record is from the annotation of a GenBank genome assembly. Lineage: Eukaryota; Metazoa; Arthropoda; Insecta; Lepidoptera; Nymphalidae.